UUCCGCCCCUCUCACUCACUCUCUCUCUCUCUCUCUCUCUCUCUCUCUCUGUGUAUGAGUCGUUUUUGUUAGGGUUAGUGUUGUUGUUAUGGUGUAACAGAAACAUUGGGAAAUGGAGGCAGAUGAAGAGUACAGAAGGAAAGAGCGCAUAGUGCUGGUGCUGAUAGUGGUAGUGGCUUCGGUGGCCGUGUCCUCCUUGCUCGUGGCCUUCAGCUACUACUGCUACAUUCGCAACAAGGUCUCCAAGCGCCUCCAAAGGGCUGAUCAUGAGGACAAUGUUAAUCUGCAACUUGUGGCUGAGAAUGGACUUCAGGUGUUCGCUUUCAAACAGCUACAUUCCGCAACCAGUGGUUUUAGCAAGUCAAAUGUGGUUGGGCAUGGUGGGUUCGGGUUGGUGUACCGAGGGGUGCUCAGUGAUGGGAGGAAAGUUGCUAUCAAGUUGAUGGAUCAGGCAGGAAAGCAAGGAGAAGAGGAAUUUAAAGUAGAGGUGGAAUUGCUAGGCCGGCUGCGUUCUCCUUAUUUGUUGGCAUUGCUUGGGUAUUGCUCAGAUAAUAAUCACAAAUUGCUGGUGUAUGAAUUCAUGGUAAAUGGUGGUCUGCAGGAACAUUUGUAUCCCGUCAGCAGUACUAAGGUGCUCUCCUUAAAAUUGGACUGGGAAACUCGAUUAAGAAUAGCUCUUGAAGCUGCAAAGGGUUUAGAAUAUCUACAUGAACAAGUCAGUCCCCCAGUAAUUCAUAGAGAUUUUAAGAGCAGCAACAUCCUAUUAGACAAAAAUUUUCAUGCCAAAGUUUCUGAUUUUGGAUUGGCCAAGCUUGGAUCUGAAAAAGCUGGUGGACAUGUUUCAACCAGAGUGUUGGGCACCCAAGGAUAUGUUGCCCCUGAGUAUGCCUUAACAGGGCAUCUGACAACAAAAUCAGACGUGUAUAGUUAUGGGGUUGUCCUUUUGGAGUUGCUCACAGGCAGAGUUCCAGUUGAUAUGAAGAGACCUCCUGGGGAAGGUGUACUUGUAUCUUGGGCUUUGCCCCGGCUGACGGACAGAGACAAGGUUGUAGAGAUUAUGGAUCCUGCUCUGGAGGGUCAGUACUCAAUGAAGGAGGUUAUUCAGGUAGCAGCAAUUGCUACAAUGUGUGUGCAACCAGAGGCAGAUUACAGACCACUGAUGGCAGAUGUUGUGCAAUCACUGGUUCCACUGAUGAAAACUCACAGGCCAACAUCAAGGGUCGGCAGCUGCUCUAGUUUCCAUGUUAAGUCUCCAACACCCACAGCACAUGAUUUUAGUGAAGCAAGUUUAUGAAACUAGCUAAAAACCCUAAUUAAUAUAAACAAUCUCCAUGUGCUUCCCAAACUGACUUUAGAUUUACAUGCCCAUUUAUAAAUAAAAGUAAGUUGGUGGUUUGCUGUAAUGUUAGGUAUAGUGCUUGUAUUGAGAAAUUCGAUGAUUGAGACGACCCGCUUUGAACUCGGAGGCUGCACCUGUUAAAGAAUCUACUCUUCAAAUUUUUUCUCCAGCAAACCCUUCAUCUAUAGGCUUCUACCUUGUGAAUGUUCCAUCAAAUGCUAGACUAGUUGUGGAAUGCAAAGGCUACCCACAUACAUUGUUACAAUGAUGAUGGUGAUGACUGAUGGUGGGGUUACCCUGU
Corylus avellana is the source of this 1640-nucleotide messenger RNA. Its product is annotated as Protein kinase superfamily protein. Gene Ontology annotation, molecular function: protein kinase activity; ATP binding. NCBI's taxonomy places the organism in Eukaryota, Viridiplantae, Streptophyta, Magnoliopsida, Fagales, Betulaceae. Gene Ontology annotation, biological process: protein phosphorylation. The record is from RefSeq and is a predicted model, not a curated record.